Molecule: messenger RNA, 3658 nt
Organism: Aspergillus nidulans FGSC A4
Lineage: Eukaryota; Fungi; Ascomycota; Eurotiomycetes; Eurotiales; Aspergillaceae
Product: Na(+)-exporting P-type ATPase enaA
Exons: 4
Coding region: 154-3354 (1066 amino acids)
Biological process (GO): monoatomic cation transmembrane transport; monoatomic cation transport; potassium ion transmembrane transport
Cellular component (GO): membrane; plasma membrane
Molecular function (GO): ATP binding; P-type sodium transporter activity; ATP hydrolysis activity
Source: RefSeq, a predicted model, not a curated record
UCUAGAUCUUCAUCGUCACUCAGUAUCAAUUCCGGCCCUGUCCUUCUUGUGCAUGGACUCGCAUUCCUUGGUUGACACGAUCUAUAUGGAGCCUCCCUAAAAGACACCAUAGUAGUAACGUCAGAACAAAAACUUUUGAUAAACACAAACGACAUGGGAGAGGAGACCGAACAGAAGGGGCAUGUGCAGCCCUUAUCCCGGCCGGCACAUACUCUCUCGCCCGAUGAAAUCUUGCGCGAACUCAAAGUGAACUCGGAGGAGGGUCUCACUGCCGCUGAAGCGAAGAAGCGGCUGGAGCUGUUUGGACCCAAUGAACUCGAAGGUGGUGAAGGUGUUUCGCUUGCGAAAAUUAUUAUUAGACAGAUUGCCAAUGCGAUGAUGCUGGUCCUUAUCAUCGCAAUGGCCGUCAGUUUCGGGAUUGAGUCCUGGAUUGAGGGUGGUGUUAUUGGCGCCGUUAUCGGACUCAACAUUGUUGUAGGCGUGUAUCAGGACUAUGCCGCUGAGAAGACCAUGGACUCCCUUCGGAACCUGAGUUCACCCACCGGUGUAGCCACGCGCGAUGGCAAAACGAACACUAUCCCUGCUACCGAAAUCGUCCCUGGAGACAUGAUUGAACUUAAAGUCGGAGACACUGUCCCGGCUGAUGUUAGACUUGUGGACGCCAUGAACUUCGAAACAGACGAGGCGCUGUUAACCGGCGAAUCGCUGCCCGUGCAGAAAGAGGUCGAUGUGACUUUUGCUGAAGACACCGGCCCCGGUGACCGCCUGAAUAUCGCAUAUAGCUCUUCAACAGUUACUCGUGGACGAGCACGCGGAGUCGUCAUCGGCACAGGAAUGAAAACUGAAAUUGGUGCUAUUGCUGCUGCUCUACACGCAAACGACUCCAAAAGACGCCCAGUUAAGCGUGGCCCCGGAGGUGAGACCAAGAAGCGUUGGUACGUGCAGGCUUGGACCCUGACUGCCACGGAUGCUGUUGGUCGGUUCCUGGGCAUCAACGUCGGAACACCUCUUCAACGUAAACUUUCCAAGCUGGCUUUGCUUCUCUUUGGAAUCGCCGUUGUCUUCGCAAUCGUUGUCAUGGGCGCCAACGAAAUGCGCAAUGACAAGGAAGUCAUUAUCUAUGCAGUCGCUACUGGCCUUGCGAUGAUUCCGGCUUGCUUGGUGGUGGUUUUGACAAUCACAAUGGCGGUGGGAACAAAGCAAAUGGUUGAGAGACAUGUCAUUGUCCGGAGACUUGAUUCCCUAGAGGCUCUUGGUGCUGUGACUAACAUCUGCUCAGACAAAACUGGAACUCUUACCCAGGGAAAGAUGGUCGCCAAAAGGGCGUGGAUACCAUCUCUGGGAACGUAUUCAGUGGGAUCUUCCAAUAACCCGUUGGAUCCUACCGAGGGUGAACUAAGCCUCUUGCCUGAUCCUCCUGUUAAGCUUGAGCGCGAUGCGCGAGGAGACCCUGCAGAUCCGGCUGAACUGAUCAAGGAUAAUAAGAUCCUGGAGGACUAUCUCAAUGUGGCUUCCAUGGCCAAUCUUGCCGUUGUCCACAGGUCUGAAGGAAAUGAAUGGCAGGCUCGUGGUGAGCCAACCGACAUAGCGAUCCAGGUCUUCGCACACCGCUUCAACUGGGGACGUGAACGCUGGACGAAGGGCGAGAAGCCAAUCUGGCGUCAGAAGGCUGAGUACCCCUUUGACUCGACCGUCAAGAAGAUGUCCGUAAUUUUCGCCCGGGAAGAUGACUCUGAAAAGGGUCGUCAAAUGGUUUUUACGAAAGGUGCCGUGGAGCGAGUCAUCGAUUCUUGCACGACCAUUCUCUGGACCCGUAACGAAGAUCCCAUCCCCAUGAGCGAAGAUAUCAAGAGCCAAAUUCUGCAAAAUAUGGAAGCCCUGGCGAAGGAAGGUCUUCGAGUCUUGUGCUUGGCUAGUCGUGAAUUUGAUACUCCUAUCGCCAACAGCGAAGAAGUACCCCCUCGCGAGGAAGUCGAAAAGGAUCUCGUUUUCUGCGGCUUGGUCGGCCUCUACGAUCCGCCUAGGCCUGAGACAGCUGGCGCCAUCGAAGAGUGCUACCGAGCUGGAAUAUCUGUUCACAUGGUUACUGGCGAUCACCCUGGCACCGCACGAGCCAUCGCCGCUCAAGUCGGUAUCAUCCCCGCCAACAUGGAUGGGAUUGCUAAAGACGUCGCAGACGCGAUGGUCAUGACAGCCAGUCAAUUUGACAAAUUGACGGAUGAAGAGAUCGACGACUUGCCCACAUUGCCCCUGGUUAUCGCUAGAUGCGCACCUACAACCAAGGUCCGUAUGAUUGACGCUUUGCAUCGUCGUGGCCGCUACGCUGCCAUGACUGGUGACGGUGUCAACGACUCCCCAUCCUUGAAGCGGGCAGAUGUUGGUAUUGCAAUGGGAGAGGCGGGCUCUGAUGUAGCAAAGGAUGCUUCAGAGUUGGUCCUGACAGAUGAUAAUUUCGCUUCAAUCAUCAACGGUAUUGAAGAAGGUCGCCGAAUUUUCGAUAACAUUCAGAAAUUCGUCUUGCAUCUGCUCGCGGAAAACGUUGGUCUUGCACUCACCCUUCUGAUCGGCUUAGUGUUCAAGGACGAAGCUGGGCAGUCGGUCUUCCCUAUUGCGCCCGUUGAGAUUCUCUGGAUUAUCAUGAUUACCUCAGGCGCUCCUGAUAUGGGAUUGGGAAUGGAAGUUGCCGCUCCUGAUGUCAUGGACCGGCCGCCGCAAAGCAAACAAGGUAUCUUCACCUGGGAAAUCAUCGUCGACAUGCUAGUGUACGGAGUGUGGAUGGCCGCUCUCUGUCUAACAGCUUUCUCGCUCGUCCUCUAUGUCUGGGGCGACGGAAACCUUGCUCGCGGAUGCAAUGCCAACUAUAGCCAGGAAUGCGACACUGUCUUCCGAGCCCGUGCCACGACUUUCGUCUGUAUGACCUGGUUUGCUCUGUUUCUCGCCUGGGAGAUGAUCAACAUGCGCCGCAGCUUCUUCCGCAUGCAGCCUGGUUCCAAGAAGUACUUCACCCAGUGGAUGCAUGAUGUUUGGCGCAACAAGUUCCUCUUCUGCGGUGUUAUGCUCGGCUUCGUCACAACCUUCCCAGUUCUCUAUAUUCCAGUUAUCAAUGAUGUCGUCUUCAUGCAUACUGGAAUCUCUUGGGAAUGGGGCGUUGUUGUCGUGGAAGCAAUCCUCUUCUUUGCCGGCGUCGAGCUCUGGAAGUGGUGUAAACGCAUCUAUUUCCGACGCGAGUCUGUUCAAAAUAGGAACAAAGUCGAUGUGUACCGUGGUCCUCAGGACUUCAGCCGCUACACGACUAUGAGCCGUUCGGAAACCCAGGCUACUGGAGACUUCAAGGCGGAACAGAAUAUCGUUUGAGCACUCCGACGGAAAGCUUGCUACCAAAGCAGCUAUCCAAUACCCUGCUCUUGACAUUGAGCAUAGCUCAGCAGCUUAAUCGCUAAGGCUGUCGCUUCGCUGUCUUCAGGCCAACUUCUCCCGCACCUUCGAGCUGGGAUCAAAUAUGGGUUGUAAAUGCCUAAAUGCGUUGAUGACCUUAAAUUUCUCAUCUUCACUGCUCAAGAUGUUGUAUGCCAUUGUGGAUAGAUUGAUAUGACCCAUUCAAGGACAUAGUAAUGAUAUUGAUAGAUUUGGCAAAUACCACCGCAUUUGUGUAACUUGA